AUGUCAUCUCUUCCUAACAUCACUUCCUCUUCUCUGAUCUUUCUCCUGAUGGGAGUCCCAGGACUAGAAGUUGCACAUGCCUGGAUUUCCAUUCCCUUCUGCUGUCUUUACGUAACUGUUCUCUCAGGGAAUGGCAUUAUCCUAUUUGUCAUCAUCACUGAGUCGAGUCUCCAUGAACCUAUGUACUAUUUCCUCUCUAUGCUCUCAACCGCUGAUCUGGGCUUGUGUAUUUCAACAUUAGUCACUAUGCUGGGCAUAUUCUGGUUCAAUGCAAGACAAAUCAGUUUCCAUGCCUGCAUUGCCCAGGCAUUCUUCAUUGAACUAUUUACUGUCAUGGAAUCCUCAGUGCUCCUGGCAAUGGCUUUUGACCACUUCAUUGCCAUUUGUAACCCACUGAGAUAUGCAACGAUCUUGACUGAUUCCAGGAUCAUCAAAGUGUGGUUUGCCAUCCUUAUCAGGGGAAUGGUCCUAUUGCCUCUGGCCCUACUUCUUAAGCGUCUGUCCUUCUGCCAAAAUCAUACGCUCCAUCAUUCCUACUGUUUCCAUCCUGAUAUAAUCCAGCUUUCAUGUUCUGAUAACAGAAUCAACAGUGUUUUAGGACUCACUGCCCUCAUAGUUAUUGCAGGAGUGGACUCCAUCUUUAUUCUUCUCUCCUAUGUCCUGAUUAUUAAGACUGUCCUAAGCAUUGCUUCCCCAGAAGAGUGGCACAAGGUCUUCAGCACUUGUAUUUCCCACAUAGGUGCUGUUGCUAUCUUCUACAUACCUCUCAUUAGCUUAUGCUUUGUCCAUCGAUUUGGGAAAAGAGCCCCUCCUUAUGUACACACUCUAAUGGCAAACAUGUAUUUGCUUAUUCCACCUGUGAUGAAUCCCAUAAUCUAUAGUGUGAAAACAAAGCAGAUUUUCAAGGCCAUUCAAAAAGUCCUCUUCCCCAAGGGAUCCAAAGCCUGA
Orycteropus afer afer is the source of this 948-nucleotide messenger RNA. RefSeq names its product olfactory receptor 51F2-like. The record is from RefSeq and is a predicted model, not a curated record. Lineage: Eukaryota; Metazoa; Chordata; Mammalia; Tubulidentata; Orycteropodidae. Gene Ontology annotation, molecular function: olfactory receptor activity; G protein-coupled receptor activity. Gene Ontology annotation, biological process: G protein-coupled receptor signaling pathway. Gene Ontology annotation, cellular component: membrane.